AUGCCGCAAAUGCUCAUCCUCCAGUGGGCUUCCCCCGCGUUUCCCGCAUUGGCUGCCACCGCGCGUUAUGAAGAGUGGGGCAUCAUAGCCGCCUCUGCUAUUGGCCAACUGACUGAGGCACAGGUGCUCUCCCGUCUCUCCAUCCAGUCAAUGUCGAACCGUACCAUGUUCGUACACGACGAGGAAGCCAUCUCCAGAGCCAACCUGUCUCUCCUUUCUCAUGCCGAGACAGUACCCUGGCCUUUCAUGUGCAUAAUUCAGGCCUCCGGAAAGUCUGGUUAUAUUCCAGUACAUGCAAUGCUCGCUCGAACUAGCUGCUUCUCCCCACGACUCGCUGAAGCUAGCUUUCUCCAGGGGAUUUAUGUGAUGUUCGACUCCCACGAUGCGAGUACCACUGGAUGUUGGCCCGCAAGCUUCGUGAGCAGCGAUUGCUUUGCUGAUCUCGACCAGUACUGGUGGUGUGAAUACGUGCCUAGCGCGGUAUCCCGAAAGACUUCCCAUCGUCUCGAUGUCCUUCAGCCAAUGUUACAAUCUACUGUCGAUGUCCCGUUAUAG
Molecule: messenger RNA, 555 nt
Organism: Exophiala viscosa
Lineage: Eukaryota; Fungi; Ascomycota; Eurotiomycetes; Chaetothyriales; Herpotrichiellaceae
Exons: 1
Coding region: 1-555 (184 amino acids)
Source: RefSeq, a predicted model, not a curated record